Thamnophis elegans (Western terrestrial garter snake) is the source of this 754-nucleotide messenger RNA. RefSeq names its product immunoglobulin lambda-1 light chain-like. The record is from RefSeq and is a predicted model, not a curated record. Gene Ontology annotation, biological process: immunoglobulin production; immune response. Bases 20 to 754 code for a protein of 244 amino acids. The transcript has 4 exons. NCBI's taxonomy places the organism in Eukaryota, Metazoa, Chordata, Lepidosauria, Squamata, Natricidae.
CCUGACUCCAUCUCCAACCAUGGCUUGGGUGCCAAUGCUCAUCCUCUCCACUUGCUUUAUGGGGACUUUUUCCCAGUUUGUCCUGAAUCAACCAACAUCUGUGUCUGGAACUCCUGGAGGGAGAGUCCGAAUAACGUGUGCUAAAAGCAGUGGAACAAUUGGAACAUACGAUUCCUCCUGGUAUCAACAGACGCCUGGAAAUGCCCCCAAACUUAUUAUAUACUAUGAUGGUUCUGCGACAUCUGGAACCCCAGCACGAUUUUCUGGUUCUUUUGAGAACUCUAGAAAAUCUGCCGUGUUAACCAUCUCAAGCCUUGAGGCAGAGGACGAAGCUGAUUAUUACUGUUUGUGUGCUACAGGCGAUGGCAAGUACACGGCUGGACUCACCUGGCCAUUUCUUCCUGUCUUGUUACUUACAGGGGCAUCAGCCCAAUUUGUAUUGACUCAACCAGCUUCCUUGUCAGCACGUCUUGAAGGAAAGAUCCAGAUCUCCUGUACGAGGAGCAGUGGAGCUCUGUCUGGCUACUAUGUGUCCUGGUAUCAGCAGAAAUCCAUCAAGCCACCCAAACUACUGAUUUAUCAGCACGUCUACAGGCCUGCUGAUGUUCCAGACCGAUUCUCUGGGGCGACCGACAGUUCCAGAGCUACUUUAACAAUUACGGGUGUUCAACCAGAAGACGAGGCACAAUAUUAUUGUCAGUCUUAUGACAGCAACUGGAUGUUUCACAGUGAUGCCACCUGCACAGGGAAGUGA